Molecule: messenger RNA, 6780 nt
Organism: Erpetoichthys calabaricus (reedfish)
Lineage: Eukaryota; Metazoa; Chordata; Cladistia; Polypteriformes; Polypteridae
Product: cell adhesion molecule DSCAML1
Biological process (GO): homophilic cell-cell adhesion; axon guidance; dendrite self-avoidance
Cellular component (GO): axon; plasma membrane
Molecular function (GO): cell-cell adhesion mediator activity
Source: RefSeq, a predicted model, not a curated record
GCGCCGGAGAGAGGCGAGGACCACCACGACACCACGGAACGAGGAGACUGCUGUACCGCACAUCCCGGAGAAACGGACCUGCUAUUUAUGGCAUGUGGCUGAUAACUGUUAUUCUCCUGUACUCCUUGCGAAAAGCUUUCAGUGAAGAUGCAGGAACCAGUUUAUACUUUGUGAAUGACUCAAUACAGCAGUUCACGUUUUCGAACUUAGUGGGGGUGUCGAUCCCCUGUCCCGCCGCUGGCUCUCCGAGUGCGGUGCUCCGUUGGUAUCUGGCCACAGGAGAUGACAUCUAUGACGUGCCAAAUAUUCGGAAAGUUCACGCCAAUGGCACGCUGCAGCUGAACCCCUUCACCAAUUCCGCCUUCAACAGCUUCAUCCACGACAAUGACUACUUUUGCACUGCAGAGAACUCCGCGGGAAAGAUCCGGAGCCCUAAUAUCCGGGCAAAAGCAGUUUUCAGGGAACCCUACACAGUGCGCAUGGAGGAUCAGAAGGCGAUGCGCGGAAAUGUUGUCGUGUUUAAAUGCAUCAUCCUUCCUGCUGUGCAGGAGUAUGUCAGUGUGGUGUCCUGGGAAAAGGACACAGUCUCCAUCAUCCCAGGUAACCGGAUCUCCAUCACCUCUUCUGGGGCACUUUACAUAUCAGAUGUGCAGAAGGAGGACGCCCUGUCCACCUAUCGCUGCAACACCAAGCACAAGUACACCGGUGAGACAAGACAGAGCAAUGGAGCCCGUCUCUCUGUUCUGGACCCCACCGAGUCAAAACCGACAAUCCUGGACAGUAUGCAGUCCCAAGAGGUAGGAGUGGGGCAGAGCGUCGAGUUGGCCUGCAUUGCAUCGGGAUACCCCAAUCCUGCCAUCCGCUGGCUGAAAGAUGGACGUCCCCUGCCUGCUGAUAGCCGUUGGACCAAGAGCUUGACUGGGCUGACCAUCAGUGACCUUCGUCUAGAAGACAGUGGUACCUACAUCUGUGAAGUGACCAACACGUUUGGAUCAGUGGAGGCCACAGGUCACCUCAGUGUGAUUGAACCUUUACGGGUGACUCUGACACCAAAGAAGCUGAAGACUGGCAUCGGCAGCACUGUGAUCCUUUCGUGUGCUGUCCAGGGUUCUCCUGAGUAUACCAUCCAGUGGUACCGCAACACAGAACUGGUGACACCAGAUGACUUCAUUUCCAUCCGCGGUAUCAACAACGAGACUCUUCAGAUCACGGCAGCACAGAAGAGCCAUUCUGGAGCUUAUCAGUGCUUUGCCACCCGGAAAGCACAGACUGCCCAGGACUUUUCUAUUAUCCUUUUAGAAGAUGGCACCCCUCGGAUCAUCUUCUCCUUCAGCGAGCGUGUGGUCAAUCCAAGGGAAUCGUUUUCUCUGAUGUGUUCUGCGAAAGGAGCACCCCCUCCCACGAUUAGCUGGACCCUGGAUGAUGAGACAAUUGUGAGAGACAGCAACCACCGGACAAACCAGUACACCAUGUCUGAUGGGAGCACAGUCAGCCACAUGAACAUCACCAGCUCACAGAUUACCGAUGGGGGGGUGUACCGCUGCACAGCCCGCAACUCCGCUGGUAGCGCCGAGUACCAAGCGCGAAUAAACGUAAGAGGUCCUCCCAGCAUCCGUGCCAUGAGGAACAUUACGGCAGUGGCAGGGCGUGACACUUUCAUUAACUGCCGUGUCAUUGGCUACCCCUACUAUUCCAUCAAGUGGUACAAGGACUCCCUCCUCCUUCCUGAUAAUCACAGGCAGUUUGUGUAUGAGAAUGGCACUCUGAAGCUGACCGAUGUCCAAAAGGGGAUGGAUGAAGGAGAGUAUGUCUGCAGCGUCCUCAUCCAGCAGCAACUGUCAAUCAGCCAGAGUGUCCAUGUCACAGUUAAAGUGCCUCCUCUUAUCCAGCCCUUCGAGUUUCCCCCGGCGUCCAUUGGCCAACUUAUUUAUAUCCCCUGUGUACUGUCAUCCGGAGACAAGCCCAUUCGCAUCACAUGGCACAAAGAUGGACAGGUCAUCGUGUCAAGGUCCGAAGUCACCAUUGAGACCAAAGACCACAUGAGCUCCCUGCAGAUUAUGAACGUGUCCCUGAAGCACAAUGGUAACUACACCUGCAUAGCAAGCAACGACGCGGCCACAGUCAGCCGAGAAAGACAGCUGAUUGUGAGAGUGCCACCACGCUUUGUAGUGCAGCCCAAUAACCAGGAUGGAAUCUACGGGAAGUCAGGAGUCCUGAAUUGCUCAGUGGACGGAUACCCACCGCCUAAAGUUAUGUGGAAACACUCCAAGGCUAGUGGAAAUUCCCAGAAGUACCACCCAGUUACACUCAAUGGGAGAAUCCAAAUUCUGGCUAAUGGAUCUUUGCUCAUCCGCCAUGUUCUAGAAGAAGAUGUUGGUAAUUACUUGUGCCAGGCUAGCAAUGGAGUGGGGACAGACAUCAGUAAGUCCCUCUACCUCACAGUGAAAAUUCCAGCGAUGAUCACCUCCCACCCAAAUACCACUAUGGCAAUCAAGGGACAGAAUAAGGAGCUCAACUGCACUGCCCGAGGUGAAAGACCCAUCAUCAUUCGGUGGGAAAAGGGAGACACAGUGGUGGACCCUGACCGCAAUGCUCGAUAUGCCAUUUCCACCAAGGACAGCGGUGAUGAGGUCAUAUCCACACUGAAGCUAAAACCAUCAGAGCGUGGUGACUCUGUGUUCUUUUCCUGUCAUGCCAUUAAUUCAUAUGGUGAAGACCGAGGCCUCAUACAGCUCACUGUGCAAGAACCACCAGACCCUCCGGAGCUUGAGAUGCGAGAGGUCAAAGCUCGCAGUAUGAACCUGCGCUGGACUCAACGUUUCGAUGGCAACAGCAUUAUUACUAGUUUUGACAUUGAGUACAAGAACAAGUCAGACUCAUGGGAUUUCAAACAUGCCACAAGAAAUAUCUCACCAACCAACAACCAGGCCACCAUAGUGGAGCUACAUCCAGCACGUGUCUACAGCAUUCGCAUGUAUUCUUACAAUAAGAUCGGACGAAGUGAGGCCAGCAAAGAGCUGACUGUCAGCACGGAGGAAGCAGCUCCAGAUGGACCACCGAUGGAGGUCACCUUACUGCCGAUGACAUCGCAGAGUAUCCGUGUGACCUGGAAGGCCCCCAAGAAGGAGCUUCAGAAUGGUGUGAUUCGGGGAUAUCAAAUUGGAUACCGGGAGAACGGGCCAGGUAGCAACGGGCAGUACAGCAUCGUGGAGAUGAAGGCGACAGGAGAUAGCGAGGUCUACACACUGGACAAUCUCAAGAAAUUUGCUCAGUAUGGCGUUGUUGUCCAGGCCUUCAACCGAGCAGGGACUGGACCAUCAAGCAGUGAAAUCAACGCCACCACACUGGAAGACGUGCCCAGUCAGCCACCAGAAAACGUGCGGGUCAUGUCCAUUACCUCUGAUGUGGCAGUCAUCUCCUGGUCUGAACCUCCUCGCACCACUCUGAAUGGAGUUCUCAAGGGCUACCGAGUCAUCUUCUGGCCUCUCUUCCCUGAUGGAGAAUGGGGUGAAAUGCAGAACAUCACAACUACCAGAGAAAGAGUAGAGCUGAAAGGUCUGGAGAAGUUCACCAACUACAGUGUCCAAGUGCUGGCCUACACCCAGGCUGGCGAUGGGGUGAGGAGCAGCGUCCUCUACAUAGAGACCAAGGAAGACAAUCCAGGGCCACCAGCUGGCAUCAAGGCUGUUCCCUCAUCAGCAAGCAGCGUAGUGGUGUCCUGGCUUCCUCCGACCAAGCCCAAUGGCAUCAUCCGCAAAUAUACCAUCUUCUGUUCCAGCCUGGGCUCCGGCCAGCCGGCACCCAGCGAGUAUGAAACAAGCCCGGAACUGCUCUUCUAUCGCAUUGCUCACCUCACCCGUGGACAGCAGUACCUACUGUGGGUGGCUGCCGUCACAUCUGCUGGAAGGGGCAACAUUAGUGAGAAGGUGACCGUGGAGCCUGCUGGGAAGGCUCCUGCCAAAAUCAUCUCGUUUGGAGGCACCGUCACAACACCCUGGAUGAGGGAUGUCCGCCUGCCCUGUACCUCCGUUGGUGAGCCUGGGCCGACAAUCAAGUGGACCAAAGACAGUGAGGAUUCGGCCAUCCCAGUCACACUUGAUGGACACCGGAUAAUUCUUGGCAACGGAACACUGGUUCUGCGCUCCGUUAAAGCAGAGGAUUCUGGGUACUAUACCUGUACAGCCACCAACACACUGGGAUUUGACACCAUUAUUGUCAAUCUGCUUGUCCAAGUGCCUCCAGAUCAGCCUCGCUUGACGGUGUCCACCACCUCCACUUCAUCCAUAACCCUGGCCUGGAUUCCUGGCGACAAUGGCGGCAGUUCCAUUCGAGGCUUUGUUCUCCAGUACUCAGUAGACAACAGUGAGGAAUGGAAGGAUGUCUUUAUCAGCUCCACUGAACGCUCCUUCAAGCUGGACAACCUGAAGUGUGGCACCUGGUACAAGGUGAAGCUGGCGGCCAAGAACAGUGUGGGCGCCGGGCGCAUCAGUGAGAUCAUUGAGGCCAAGACCUUUGGUAGAGAGCCCUCAUUCAACAAGGACCAGCAGCUCUUCACCCACAUCAACUCAACACAUGCCAGGCUAAACCUGCAGGGCUGGAACAGCGGCGGCUGCCCCAUCAGCACUAUCCUACUAGAGUAUCGACAGCAGGGCACAUGGGCGUGGCACUCACUGCGCACAAACACCUCGGGUGACGUCUUCUUGUCCGAGCUGCGGGAGGCUUCGUGGUACGAGCUGAAGAUGAAGGCAUGCAACAGCGCUGGCUGUGGCAAUGAGAGCGCUCAGUUUGCCACGCUGGACUACGAUGGUAGCACGAUUCCUCCAAUCAAGUCGGCACAGGGGGAAGGGGACGACGUCAAGAAGCUCUUCAGCAUCGGCUGUCCGGUUAUCCUAGCCACUCUAGGGGUGGCCCUCCUCUUCAUCAUCCGCAAGAAGCGCAAGGAGAAGAGGCUGAAGAGACUGCGAGAUGCCAAAAGCCUGGCAGAGAUGCUCAUCAGCAAAAACAACCGCAGCUUCGACACGCCUGUGAAGGGCCCGCCUCAGGGGCCUCGACUGCACAUUGACAUCCCACGGGUGCAGCUGUUGAUUGAAGACAAGGAGGGCAUCAAACAGCUGGGUGAAGACAAAGCUACCCUCCCUGUGACGGACACAGAGUUCAGCCAAUCGGUGAACCCACAGAGCUUCUGCACGGGCGUCUCCUUGCAUCACCCUGCCCUCAUUCAGAACACGGGACCCCUGAUUGAUAUGUCCGACAUCCGGCCUGGAACCAACCCAGUGUCAAGAAAGAGCACCAAGUCAGCCCACAGCACACGAAAUCGCUACUCCAGCCAGUGGACGUUGACCAAAUGCCAGGCCUCCACACCUGCACGGACGCUGACCUCUGAUUGGAGGACCGUGGGUUCACAGCAUGGCAUAACUGUGACAGAGAGCGACAGCUACAGCGCCAGCUUGUCCCAGGACACAGAUAAAGGUCGGAACAGUAUGGUGUCCACAGAGAGCGCUUCGUCCACCUAUGAGGAGCUGGCACGUGCCUAUGAGCACGCCAAGCUGGAAGAGCAGCUGCAGCACGCAAAGUUUGAGAUCACAGAAUGCUUCAUUUCGGACAGCUCGUCUGAUCAGAUGACAACGGGGACCAAUGAGAACGCAGACAGCAUGACCUCCAUGAGCACACCAUCCGAACCAGGCAUCUGUCGCUUUACUGCCUCGCCACCCAAACCGCAGGACCAUGAUCGGGGCAAAAACGUGGCAGUUCCAAUCCCACACCGAGCUAACAAGAGUGAUUAUUGCAACCUGCCCCUCUAUAUGAAGACAGACCCGUUUUUCCGCAAGCCAGAACUCCAUGACCCAUGCCCGGUGGUGCCACCCCGCGAGGCCUCCAUCCGCAGCCUGGCUACACGAGCUUAUCACACGCAGGCGGCACGUCACAUGACUCUGGACCCGGGCACCAGCAAGCAUGCCCUGAGUCUGGCACAUGCCAUGGGAGCAGGCAGCGCCAGCACAGCCACCUUACCUCAACGGACUCUCACCAUGCCUGGCUCCUCCGCACUGAACAGUAGCAAUGCCACCGUGGCUGCCACUCCUGGCAAUCCCACCUCUGCCACCAAAACGGGAGGUUCCAGAGACUCGCUCUUAGAGGGCAGCGCGGCAGGCCUGGGAAGAGCCCAGAAGCAGGGGGCAGGAGCCUACUCCAAAUCCUACACUCUAGUGUGAGGUUGGCGCCUUCCUUGCCUGCCCCCCACAUCGCCCAGCCGCCCGUUCCCCUAUGCCCCCCUUCCACCCGUGCGCCCAACCCCCCCCCCCCCCCCAUCCCCAGGGACGUGCCACGCUCUGAAGACAGCACGGCCCUCACUCUUUCAAUAUUUCAGAGAUACUUGUGUACAUAAGGACCUAUUUUCUAGAAAUAAGAACUAUUUUCAUCUUUCGAACAAUCCAGGGCACAAGAAGCGUUCACGUUUUCACGGUGACCAGGGCAGCACCAGGGAAGCGGCUCCUCGCCUUUUUGUUUUGCUUUUUUUCUUUUUCUUUCUUUCUUUUUUAUUUUGUUUUUUCAUUUUCUAGAUUUCUUCUUUGGUUUUUAUCUUGUUUUGUUGUUUUCUGCAGACUUUUGGAGGAGGGGCUUAUGCAUGCAGAAUAUUUUACUGGUGAAAUAAGAACAAAGUGAAGCAACCCUCAAUCUUCUGCAAUGGUGCGUCAAUUUGCAACUGCUUGUGUUCAACUCUACCUUUUUCUAUGAAAAAUAAGAAACCCAACGCCAUGUGCAAUAAAAAUUAUCUUUCUAAGA